GUCCGAAGCAGGGAGGGGGAGUCAAGAGGCGGUUUAAACGUCCGGACGUUUGAGAUGGGGGAUGAUCGACCCUUUGUCUGCACUGCCCUUGGGUGUGGGCAGAGAUUCACAAAUGAAGACCACCUGUCAGUGCACAAACACAAACAUGAAAUGACAUUAAAAUUUGGUCCUGCCAGAACAGACUCUGUGAUUAUUGCAGACCAGACCCCCACUCCCACUCGUUUCCUAAAGAAUUGUGAGGAGGUUGGUCUAUUCAAUGAGCUGGCCACCUCCUUUGAGCAGGAUUUAUGCAAAACGCAUGACGACGAGCAAAGGACAAAACACACUUUAAGGGCUGCACCAUUACAAACACCAUCUGAAGUAAAAGAUGAGGAAGAGGCUCCGUUACAAGUUGAUUCUUCCCCUCCUGAAAGCCCCGAGUCCUCGUCCAGCAUGUCUGAAGACAGCGAAGACUCUAGGGAGAUUCUCACAAAACCUGUGGCUAGCUCUGCUCCCACUCCAACUAUUGUGCGUCCAGGUUCUCUUCCCCUACACUUAAGUAAUGACCCACUACAGCCAACUCUGCCUUCUCCAACGUCUGUAAUCACACAAGCGCCACCUUCCAACAGGCAGCUUGGAUCUCCCACAAGUGCAUAUCCACUGGUGAGGCACCUCCCUAAUGGGCAGACUGUCCCUCUUUUGCCCAGCCCAGUACAGUUAACCUCAGUUAUAUCUCUUGUGAGGCCAGUGAACACAGUGCCUAACAUCCCUGGGAUUCCAGGACCCCCUGUUGGGGGAGUCAGUAGUGGUUCAUCGUCUCCAUCUGGAUAUGGCCUUCACACCGAGACCAAGAUACGACUGAAGGCAGCUCUGUCUCAUCAAGGCCUAGGAGCACAAGAUGGAGCAGGUGGUGGAUCAGGGUCUAUCCCCGCUGUCCCGCAGCGACAGGAACUGAGCCAGCAGCCCUCCCAGAAUUCUGAUGCGCCGUCUCCUGCACAACCACAGGUGUCCCCUGCUCAGCCAACAGGGGGACGGCGGCGGCGUGCUUCAGAGAUGGACCCUGAUGAGAGGAGGCAGCGCUUUCUGGAAAGAAACCGGGCAGCUGCUUCCCGCUGCAGACAAAAACGAAAGCUGUGGGUUAACUCUCUAGAGAAAAAGGCAGAGGACCUCGCCAACAUGAACGUGUCGUUAACAAAUGAAGUAACUCUUUUAAGGAAUGAGGUGGCACAGCUGAAACAGCUCCUUCUAGCUCACAAAGACUGCCCUGUCACUGUCAUGCAGAAAAAAGCCGUUUUCCUUGCUGCAGGAGGAGAUGAGGCCUCCAGGGAUACUUCCACUGAACCCAUCGGCUCCCCAGCGGCGGUUAUCCAACACGGGCCGUCACCCCCGGCCUCGGCGCCGAGCCCUGUGGCCACCAUCAACGGGCUGAGUGUCCGCGCUGCAGAGGCGGUGGCCAUGUCUGUCUUGGCUGGCAUGGGGUCUGGUCAUCCAGGAGGGGUGGUCAUGGCAACGCAAUCGCAGCCAGCCACAAGAUGAUGUGUGGGAAAAAGGCAACCAGAAUGAACUGGAGUGGCAUUCAAAGGCCGGACUGGUGCAAAGUGUUUAGUGACGAGGGACCCACACUCUCCACAUAACUACGAUAUCUUCUCCCCUCACAGCUUAUGAUAAUCACUCUCAAACGUGGUGCAGUUUCUCCGUCAGUCCCCGUGCAGCAGGCUUCCUCCCAUCGAAUCGUCGUCUCUCUGCGUAUGUAAAUAUGGAAAACAUGUUGAACACUCAUUCUGCAGGGUUCAGGGUCAGACCUUGUCCUGUCUGGAUAAGGUUUUAGAUUUGGAAGAGUUGAGAGUUUUUAUUUUUCUUUAACUAUUUUUUCGUUUGUUUGUUUUUUAGAUCAGGAAGCAGCAACAAUCAAAUAUGUUCCCACACACUGGCUGUGAUGAAGUUUGUUUCUUUUCAGGCUGGCUGUUUUACUGUAAAGUAUCAUGCUUUUUU
This is a messenger RNA of Nematolebias whitei (Rio pearlfish), 1971 nucleotides long. RefSeq names its product activating transcription factor 7b (gene atf7b). The coding region runs from base 55 to 1515 and encodes 486 amino acids. Gene Ontology annotation, molecular function: DNA-binding transcription factor activity, RNA polymerase II-specific; cAMP response element binding. The record is from RefSeq and is a predicted model, not a curated record. The transcript has 12 exons. NCBI's taxonomy places the organism in Eukaryota, Metazoa, Chordata, Actinopteri, Cyprinodontiformes, Rivulidae. Gene Ontology annotation, biological process: regulation of transcription by RNA polymerase II.